CUAUUUUUUUGUAGUGUUUCAACAAUAUAUUUCUUUGUUUUUGUAUACUUAACCUACACCAGAAAAGGUCUAAUACCUGAAUUCGCUUUCGAAUUGCUACCAUAAAGAAUAUUUCGAAAGUGUAGUCAAAGUGCAAUUUUUAAGUCUAAAAUAGAUUGUGAAAAUAAAUAUUUGCGAAAUAAUAAUAAAUAUGCGAGGAAAAUACAACAGAGUUUAUAAGCAAAAUAUUAUAAAAGUAUAUAAAAAUAAAUAAAAGAAGAAUAAGAAAAAAGUGUUGAAAGUAACCAAGAAUAUUAAAAAUGUAAAUACCUGCAAUAAAAUCGUUUUCAAAAAAAAUUGCCUAGUGAAUAAUAAAGACUAAAACCACCUAUAUACUUGUAUAUUGUAACUCAAACAAGUGAACUUCGAAAACUCUUAUUACUAAAAGUUGGCAAAACUUCCUGUUAAAACAAAUCAACAACAAGUUUACUAAAACAACUGCCAUACGCCACCUAGUGCUGAGUGCCCUAAGAGAAAUAGUGAAGUGGAAGAAAAACAGCUAAAUCAUUGCCCACCGCGCUUAGAUGAUUAUGCAUGGUACCUGGUACAAGGGACCACAAUUGGCGCAUCGCACACAUACGCACAGCGAUUACCAUCGGGAUUAUACACCAGCACAUCACAUACAAUCCCACCAUCUGCAACCGCAUCUCCACCAUCAUCAGCAUCAUCAUCCACCGCCGCCACCACCACCGCCGUCGCAUUCGCAUCAUCAUACACAUCCUCAUCAGUACCGUUCAUAUCCUUCGUUUGUUGUUGCACCGUAUCAUGAGUCGGCGUCCAGCGCCACCCCAACACCCGCAUCAACACCCAUACCAACACACGCUACAGCAGCGUGCUUGAACGGUGUGCCAGCACCGAUUUUGGUAGAGGGCGCUUUUGCCGCCGCCGCUGCUGCCACCAAUUCAACCGUCGGCAUUAAUCAGUUGGCGUCGGUGUUGAGUCCAACAAUUAAAAUUGAACAACCGUUCGGCGAGCCCUUGUCGGUGGAUGAGUAUGCGUUAAAUUUGGAUUGCGGUCUCGACAAUACAUUUCGGAAGCCUAGCAAUUAUUCGUGGCCCUUGGCAGCUGUCACACCACCUACAAUAGCGAAUGCCAUAGCCACUCAAGGCGCAACAAUAACACCGACCAGCACAAACAGAGCCACUAACAAUCAAUCGGCACAAAAUCAUAUUUCUUUGCUGCCGUCCUCUAGUUCGGCCGCACCGACACCUCCCGUCGGCGGUUUAGAUUUGCAUGCAGCGGUUGCUGGUGAAGCCACACACAGUUUUGACGGCACACUAAAGUCACCCGAUCAACAACAAACGGCGGCGGUACACUCACCUUCAUCGCAGCAGCAACACCAACAGCACCAGCGACAUUCAACCACUGCAAAUCAUCUGAGUAGUCAGCAACAACACCAACAGCAGCAGCAGCAAUCACACGCACUACAAAGUUUGCAUUCCUCCGCCUCGACGCCCAGUUCGCCCACAGCGGCCAGUGCCGCUGCAGCUGCAGCAGCAACAGCGGCCGCAGCCGUUGCCGCAACCAUGCCCAUCGGUGGAGUGCAGGGCCAAAAUCCCACGCAGGGUUUGGUGCAUUGGAUGAGUGCCGUUAUGGCUGAGCAUAUGACUGGGCAAACACAUCACGAUCCGACGGCAGUGGGUAUGCAUUACAUGUGGAAUGGUAAUGUGGAUUGUGGACAACAUGGCAAAGAAAUUGCUGACUAUAAUGGUUGGCCAUCCGCUGCAGCCACACGCAGCCACAUGUCGGCCAUCAAACAAGGAUAUGAGGCCAAGAUGAAUGACCAUCACAGCAAUUUGCAAAAAGGUCACUUCCUCGAUGACAGCCGCCUCAUAGAUCAUCACAGUGCCGUCACCCCUCAGGGUAAUCACAGCGCCAGCAUGGCGACAGCUGCCACAAUUUAUGGCCCCAGUGCCGCACUACGUGCCGUUGCCACAUCGAAUAGCAGUUCACCUGCAGGAGGCGGAGGUAAUGGUGUAGGCGGUGGUGGCAGCGGAAGUUUAGUAAGCGCUGCCGGCGGUCUAGGACUUAUCGGCUCAGGAAACAGUAAUUUGGGUAGCAGCGGUGGUGUUGGUGGUGGCGGUCUCGUUGGGCUUGGCGGUGCGAGUAUUGGCGGCAUACCACAUCAUGCAGCAACAGCUGGCAAUCACAUGGCUCAUCAUCAUAGCGCUUCAGCGGCGGCUUUGCUGGUUGUACCACAGCCGAUUAAUGCGAGUAAAAUGAAUGCAGCAAUAGGAGGCAGUGGCGGCGGCACGGGCAGAAAAUAUCAGUGCAAAAUGUGUCCCCAGGUGAGUUCAAAUUACAAGAAAAUUUAG
This is a messenger RNA of Anastrepha ludens (Mexican fruit fly), 2354 nucleotides long. RefSeq names its product zinc finger protein rotund-like. Lineage: Eukaryota; Metazoa; Arthropoda; Insecta; Diptera; Tephritidae. The transcript is spliced from 5 exons. The coding region runs from base 564 to 2354 and encodes 596 amino acids. The record is from RefSeq and is a predicted model, not a curated record.